Messenger RNA from Eruca vesicaria subsp. sativa (arugula), 405 nucleotides. NCBI's taxonomy places the organism in Eukaryota, Viridiplantae, Streptophyta, Magnoliopsida, Brassicales, Brassicaceae. The record is from the annotation of a GenBank genome assembly.
AUGGUAACAUUCUCUGCAAACAGAACCACUAACGAGUUCGGACUCUACAAGGUAGCCAUAACUUCUCUAGAUUGCACUGACGUAGAUAAUCUCGCGAGUUCUUGUCAAGCUAGUUUGGUCGGAAGAAGAAGAAGCUCCUCGGAUCUUUCUUGCAACGUACCUGGUUACAGAAAUACGACGGAUCAAGUCGUGUUGAAGUCGAAACGGUCUAAUCUAUGUAUCUAUGGAUUCAAUGCCUUGAAUUUCAGACCAUUCAAGAGGCUCUUGCCUUGUGUGGCAAGAAAUAGAGUUUCAAAACAACAAAACUAUCUUUCACUGUUAUUGUCUAUGUUGCUUCUACUAAGAGAUAUGUUGGGAUAUGAAAAAUUCAGAGACACAUGUUUAGAAGUCUGUUCUUUAUUUUAA